Messenger RNA from Rhea pennata, 927 nucleotides. Its product is annotated as olfactory receptor 14A16-like. Gene Ontology annotation, molecular function: G protein-coupled receptor activity; odorant binding; olfactory receptor activity. The coding region runs from base 1 to 927 and encodes 308 amino acids. Gene Ontology annotation, cellular component: membrane. The record is from RefSeq and is a predicted model, not a curated record. The transcript has a single exon. Gene Ontology annotation, biological process: G protein-coupled receptor signaling pathway. Lineage: Eukaryota; Metazoa; Chordata; Aves; Rheiformes; Rheidae.
AUGUCCAACAGCAGCUCCUUCAAUGAGUUCCUCCUCCUGGCAUUUGCAGACACACGAGAGCUGCAGCUCUUGCACAUCUCACUGUUCCUGGGCAUCUACCUGGCUGCCCUCCUGGAUAACAGCCUAAUCAUCACAGCCAUAGCCUGCAACCACCACCUCCACACCCCCAUGUACUUCUUCCUCCUCAAUCUCUCUGUCCUUGACCUUGGUACAAUCUCCACUACUGUCCCCAAAUCCAUGGCCAAUUCCCUGUGGGACACCAGGGCCAUUUCCUACUCAGGAUGUGCAGCUCAAGGUUUUCUAUUUGUCUUCUUGUUAGGAGGAGAGUUUUCUCUUCUCACAGUCAUGGCCUAUGACCGCUAUGUUGCCGUCUGCAGACCCCUGCACUACGGAACCCUCAUGGGCAGCAGAGCCUGUGUCAAAAUGGCAGCAGCUGCCUGGGCCAGUGGUUUUCUCAAUGCUCUCCUGCACACUGCCAACACCUUUUCACUACCCCUUUGUCAAGGCAACACAGUGGACCAGUUCUUCUGUGAGAUUCCCCACAUCCUCAAGCUCUCCUGCUCAGAUUCCUACUUCAGGGAAGUUGGGCUUCUUGUGGUUAGUGCCUGUGUCAUCUUUGGGUGUUUUGUUUUCAUCGUGCUGUCCUACAUGCAAAUCUUCUCAGUUGUGCUGAAGAUCCCCUCUGUGCAGGGCCGUCACAAAGCCUUUUCCAUGUGCCUCCCACACCUGGCCGUGGUCUCCCUAUUUGUCAGCACCGCAUUUUUUGCCUAUGUGAAGCCCCCAACCGUAUCCUCCCCAUCUCUGGAUCUUGCGCUGGCUGUUCUGUACUCAGUAGUGCCUCCAACCAUAAAUCCGCUCAUCUACAGCAUGAAGAACAAGGAGCUCAAGAAUGCACUGAGGAAACUGGUCCAAUGGCAGCACCAAUAA